Messenger RNA from Patella vulgata (common limpet), 5671 nucleotides. Its product is annotated as caspase-7. Lineage: Eukaryota; Metazoa; Mollusca; Gastropoda; Patellidae. Gene Ontology annotation, molecular function: cysteine-type endopeptidase activity. Bases 533 to 1765 code for a protein of 410 amino acids. Gene Ontology annotation, biological process: proteolysis. The record is from RefSeq and is a predicted model, not a curated record. The transcript is spliced from 8 exons.
AUGAUCGUAUUAAUAGUGAGUUGACAACCUAUUGAGCAAAAGACAUAGAAAUAAUUUAAUGUUUUGACUUCCUCAGAAAAUAUGAAAUUCUCGCUUGAAGGCAAUUAAAGUUUAAAGGCUGUAUUUAUUCAUUACGUAUUAGGGCUAACUCUGGACCUAGCACCAAUGGGGCUAACUUUGGACCUAACUUUGGACCUAGCCCCAAUACUUACCCUAACCCUAACCUACAAUCUCGUCAACAAUCACGUGCCUUAACCUUAUUCACACCUCAUUGACCUUGACAAAAAUUAACAGAACAUACCGAAGUGUGCCGAGUGGGAAUUUUGCAUUCCGGAACUCCGAUGUUAGUUAGUAAACUUGCAAAACAGAUCCCUGCUGAAACAGUAGCACUAGGCUAGUACUAAAAGUAGAUCAAAUUUAGGCCUAUCAGGUUUAUCAUUAUAGACUUGUCAUACUGGAUGAACAGGGUUAGCUAGAAUAUGAUGUACAGAAGAUAACUUAUAGUUGACAUUUAAAUAAGCCUGAAAAAAAAAUGGAAAGAAUGGAUGAGAGAACAGAAACAGAAGAAGAGAACAACUGUGAAGAAACAGAUAGUUCUGGCUCAGAUUAUGAAGUAGAUGAAUGUGAUGGUGGUCGGAUACAAACAGCCAAGAGAAAAAUUCUGAAGUUUGUUAAGAAAAUAAGACAAAAAAUAGAAGAACCAUCUACAAAGUAUAAACUAGAAGAUGUGUCUAAAACUUCUGAUGAGUACAAUUUUAAUUUUCAAAAGAGAGGAUGUUGCUUGAUAAUUAAUAAUGAUACAUUUACCAAUAUGCCACCAAGGCCUGGUUCAACAAGUGAUGUUUAUAAUUUAAAGGCAGAGUUCCUGAAUUUAGGAUUUAGUGUAAAAAUCUACAAUAAUCUAACAGGUCCAAAUAUGGACAAAAAACUAAGAAAAGUUGCUCAAAAAUAUGAACAUGAAAAUGCAGAUUGUUUUGUUUGUAUUAUGUUAUCACAUGGUGAUGAAGAUAUAAAUCAUCGCCAAGAAAGAAAAGAUGUGGUAUUUGGUACUGAUGGUAUAUGUGUUUCAGUUGCCUAUGCAAUGAACCUUUUCUCUGAUGAUGAAUGCCCUGGCUUAAUGGGCAAGCCACGGUUAUUUUUUAUUCAGGCCUGUAGAGGAGAAAAAACAGAAAAAGGUGUAGAUAUAAAACUUGUUAAAACUUCUGUCAAAAAUAGUGGAUCUGGGGACAGACAGAGCAGCAAAGAUAAAACAGAUGGUAUAGAUGAUCAACCUGAUGCAAGACCAGCAUUAGCAGAAGAGGCACCAGUUGAAAAGUCUUUGAAAUCACCAGAUCUUAAUCCACCCAUUCAAUCAACAUCAGAAUCAGAACUUGAGGAAGAUGAAAUUAAUCCACCCGCUCAAUCAACAUCAGAAUCAGAAGACGAGGAAGAUGAAAUAGAUCAUUACAUGCAAGGUUUAGAAAAAUUAGUUACUAGUCCAAGUCCUUGUUAUAAAGAUUCUAUGGUUAUGUUUGCUUCACCUCCAGGAUAUUUUGCUUUUCGUAGACAGAAUGGAUCAUGGUUUUUGAAAUCAUUAACCACUGUUUUAAAACAAUCAAACAAAUCUAUUGAUCUUAUGAAAAUGCUGACACAUGUAUCAUAUUAUAUGGCAAUGAAAUAUCAAUCUGAAAAUAAGAAAAAGAAAGAUAUAGAUGGUUGUAAAGUAAUACCUUGUAUUAUAUCUAUGCUAACUAGAGAUAUCAUAUUUACCCCCAAAAGUUCAUGACCUUGCUAGAGAUUCCCCAUUCAUUUAGCCCACCAUCCCCAGAAUACUCAGGCUUUCAUUCAGGCCUGUGGGUAAUACAUAUUAUUAACAUUCAUAACAAUUACCAUCACCCAUUAUCCCUUGUAGGUUCACGUUAUGAGAAUCACAUAGCAGGUAUCAUAUGGACCCCAGUUAUAAUUCAAAGUUUUUACGUACAGAUAUAUUUGAAUUAAAAGGCAGCGGUUUAUUUGCCUUCAUAUUUGACAACUGAAAAACAACUAAAUUAUUUUACAAAAACAUUUUAGUGACAUUUGGAAAAGAUUUAAUAAUUCUUACAAAAUUGCUACUUUGUGUACUAUGUAAUAAAGAGGUUAAAAUGGCAAUUCACGCUUGAUACAAAAACCAUUGAAUAUCUUGAAUUUAUCAUUUAAUUUUUGGUAUUUGUAACAUGCAGCUGCUAAAAGAGAGAAUACUCUGGCAUACGCAAUAUGGUAUCAGGCAGCAAACACAUUAGCAAAAUCCCUACGUUGAGUUGUUUAAGUUAGGGGUCUGAUUGGACCCCUUGUUAUCUUCAAGCGUUGGGCCUGAUUUGCAUGUAACAGAACUCUGCAUGUGGGAAGCAGAUGAAUACCGAGUUCUUCACUACGUGUAAAAAUGUAUAGGAGACAAAGUCACUAAAUUUCAGAAAGCAGUGCCCAGUAGUUAUUACACAACACUAUAAAACAUGUGCAUGGGGUCCACGGAGACCCCACGUGAACCGACAAGGGUUAAACUGAUAGUAAUUAUUUACCAUUAAACGUUACUUUAUGACUGUAUAAAAAAAAAAUUAUAAUGACAUUACAGAGAUAACUUUAUUUUUUUUAUAUGAAGUACCCACAAAAUCGGCUCAACGUAAUCUUUGUUCACAGCAAUUAAAGGCAUUUGCAAUGUAUUGGCUCCAAGUCUGUCAAGGGCUAAGUGAAGGUGACACAAUGAUGUGCUUUGUAUCAUGGGUUUGAGUUUUUGUCCUCACCAUUUGCAUAUGGAAAAAUCAAUUGGUUUCAGUGUGGUUCUCAAUGCUACAGUCAUAAUCAUAAUGCUCAUCAACCAGUGUCCAAUCUGAUUAAAAUACAGAUCUAUAUUUCAUUUUAUUUUUUUAUACUUUCGAUGGCCUACACUACAUGAAGAUCUGACAAGUUGUACUCGAAGGUCGUGUCAGGGGUCGUAUGAGUGGCUUUUGACCCUGUGACAUCAGCAUUGAUUAAUCAAUCAGCGUUGAUGUAUUUAGUAGUUUACCCACAGUUCCGUGCAUGGCACGCCAAGAAGUCGCCAUAACAAACCGUUUCAUUGGCUUAUCCCUCACUUCAACCAAAAAGCCGGUAAUAUACCAACUCUUCCAGAUGCUAGUGUAGUAAAGACACGUAAACGAAAUUUUAAACUAUAAAAAACGAAACGAAAUAGGAUCUGUGUUUUAAUCGGAUUGACGAGUGUCAAACAUAAUUGUGUCUCAGCUACACAGCCCACAUUUCUCAGGGUAGGAGGGAAAGAUUCCUGCCUAAUGUUAUGAAUAUUGGGUUUUUGUGUCCUCCACAGGAUCUUGGUCAUCCUGCAGAAUCUGUGGUCACCACACCCGUGAAGUCUGUAAGAAGUAAAUAUCUUUUUUUGAUGGGUCGAUGGUAACCUUUUUCAAAAUCAAAAUAAUUGUUACCUCAUAUGGGAGUUCUGUAGAUUAAGUUCAUUGUAUAGCAUAUGUUUAUUGUAUUCUAAUUGUCCUGCCUAAAAAUGGUCUGUCUGUCUGUCCGUCACACUUUUUGGGACACAACAACACUCCUUCUAAUUGAGCUAAAAUGUUCAAACUUGAUGUGGGUGUUUAUUAGGUGAAUGCCUUGAUGGAGUAAGCAGAGAUAUGCAAUUUGAUUGGUUGAUGCUUUGGGACACCUUAACUUAGGUUCUAAUUAAGUGAGGGUGAUAAAACUUGGUGUAUAGUUUUAUCACAUCAAUACCUUGAGUAAGUUCGAUAAUGAGCAUUAUCUGCUCAGGGUAAGCAGAUCGAGUGAUAAGCAGUUUAAUUGGUCGAGACUUUGGAACACAAUAACUCUCCUUCUAAUUGAGAUAGAAUGUUCAAACUUGGUAUAGUAGUUCAUUAGGUGAAUGCCUUGAUGGAGUUUGAGCAUUUUCUGCUUAGGCUAAGCAGAGAUAAACAAUUUGAUUGGUAGAUGCUUUGGGACACAAUAACAUUGGUUCCAAUUAAGUGAAAACGAUGAAACUUGGUGUAUAGUUUUGUCACAUCAAUACCUUGAUUAAGUUCGAUAAUGAGCAUUUUCGUCUCUUUGGAACUAGACAACUUUGAUUCUAAUUGAGUGAUAGUGGUGAAAUGUUGUGUAUAGUUUCAGGAUUACAUCAAUACCUUACUUAACAAAGUUUGAUGCUUAGCAUUUCUGCUUAGGCAGAGUAGAAGAUUUCAAUCUGAUUGAUCAAGUCUUUGGAGCACAAUAAGUCUCUUUCUGAUUGAGGUAGGAUGUUCAAACUUGGUGUAGGCGUCUAUUAGGUGAAUGCCUAGACAGAAUUUGAUCAUGCGCAUUUUCCACUUAGGCUAAGCAGAGUUAAGCAAUUUGAUUGGUUGAGACCAUGGAACACGAUAAAAUUGGUUCUAAUUGGGCAAGAGCGAUGAAACUCUGAUUAUAGAUUCAUUAUAUUAAUACCUUGACUAAGUUCGAUGAUGAGGAUUUUCUGCUUAGGCUACCUAGCAAUAAGCAAUUUGAUUAGUCAAGACUUUGAAACAUAACAACUUUGCUUUUAAUUGAGGUAGAAUGUUUAAAACUUGAUGUAGAUGUUCAUUAGGCGAAUGUCUAGGCGGAGUUGAAUGAUUAAUAUUUCCCCGCUAAAGCUUAGCAAUUUCAUUGGUUGAUGCUUUGGGACAAGAUAACUUUAAUUCUAACUGAUGGAGAGUGAUGAAACUUAAUGCAUAGUUUCACUACCAGGUACUUCAACACCUUGACUGAGUUCGAUCGUGAACAGUUUAGCUUAGACUAAGUAUAGAUUAUCAGUUUGAUUGCUCAAUACUUUUGAAAAAUGUGCAUUUAAUGGAUAUGUGUCAUCUAUUUAUUUUGGGUUUUCGGCGGGGAACAUCAGCCUCACUGUUGGUUUGAAUCCUGUUAAGGAUUAAUGGACUUUUAAUUAGAAUUAUUUGAAGUAUAUUUAUAAACUUUUUAAAAAAAAAUAUUAAUUAACUUUGUUUUGUUAUGGAAUUUAAUAUAUUUUGUUUACUUGUUAUGUGUAAUAUUCAUAGUUAGAGAUUAUUGGAUGUCUUCGAUUUAAGGGGCAAAUUGGAGGAAAUCGCAUAAUAUUGAACAGAUUACCUGUUUUAAAACGCUGUUCAAUAUUGAAUUUACUCAUUACUUAUUUAAUUUACAGUACUUUGAUUACAUCGUUCAAAAGUAGUUUAGUAUUUGUAACAAAUUAACAUUGUUUUAAUUCACAGUUCAAUAUUGAAUUUACCCAUUACUUAUUUAAUUUACUUUUAGUACUUUGGUCAAAAGAUUAAUAUUUUUAACAAAUUAACAUUGUUUUAAUAUACAGUUUAAUAUUGAAUAUACUUAUUUAAUUUACCUUUAUUAAAUUGUUCAAAAUGAGUUUUAAUAUGCAUUGUUAAAGAUUAUUGUAUGUUAUCCAUUUAUUGGGUAAGUUGGAGAAAAUUGCAUAAUUAUAUAAUUUUAACAAAUUAUAAUUGUUUUAAUACUUGUUUCAAAAGGAGAUGCUAAAUAAAGAUAAUGCAAAAUGAAUAUAUUGAAAAUUUCAUUCAAAUUACUCUUUUCUGAGCAAAGAUAUUAACCAUUGAAGGUUUGACAAGAUGUGUAUGUUUUGUCUUUAUUAAUUUGUACUUAAUUUCUAUAGCAAGUUAACUUUUUAAAAAAAAACUAUUGAAUUAAUUAUGCAAUAAAGAUUUUA